Molecule: messenger RNA, 5820 nt
Organism: Sodiomyces alkalinus F11
Lineage: Eukaryota; Fungi; Ascomycota; Sordariomycetes; Glomerellales; Plectosphaerellaceae
Exons: 14
Coding region: 271-5820 (1849 amino acids)
Molecular function (GO): calcium ion binding; RNA-directed RNA polymerase activity
Source: RefSeq, a predicted model, not a curated record
CUCCGACACAUCCAACCAAACUUUCGUAGGUACAUUGGUGAGGAAUAAAAAGGCAUGGAUACUAGGACUUGAAAUCGAAAUUAGAAUAGCCCGUCCAGGUACACCCAACAGGUGAGGCACAUCGCCUGCCCCGCGUUCAGGGCUUCCCAAUCAGUUCCACGGCGUUAUCAAUUUGAUUGAGCGUGGUUUCUCUUCUUUUUCCAACUCUGUACAACAAAAUAGCCCUCCAUCGAUCGUCACAUUUCUGCUUUAGCCUGUCCUACGCCCAGAAUGGCAUACAAUAGACCCUACAAUCCAGACGAGCUGCCGAGGUUUGCAGAACCUGAAGCGAAAACCAGCAGUUCCCCGAAACCAACACCGCCGAACCCCUCGCGUCACAAUACGGCGCCUUCUCAACCGUCCUCGUCCUCCUCCUACCCUUCUCGCUACGAAAGCAAGCCGCAACCUCCUUUACCACGUCCCGACGAUGCGCGCCGUAAUCCCACCCUAAGUCCCGUCCAGCAGCAGCCCAGUCACGGAUAUGGCGCCACAUCCCCUCCACCUACCGGCGGACCACGUCCUGCGCACCACGGCCGCCCUGAGCCCAGCUCGCGACCCCCUCCUUCUCCGCACCCGGACGCAGCCGACGGCGCAGACCCGACGCUGCUCCCACUCUUCCGCGCCGUAGACAAGGACGGCAAGCUUCAUCCCUCCUCCUUGAUAUUCCCGAGCCGACUCUCAGAACGCGAACUCUCCGCCGCCCUGGUCAACGGCGACUGGACCGCCUUCGACCCCCAGACGAUCCGCAUGAUGAUCCGCAUGUUCGACAGCGACCGGAGCGGCACCAUCGGCUUCUCGGAAUUCUGUGGCCUCUGGUCUUUCCUCGCCUCGUGGCGCACGCUCUUCGACCGCUUCGACGUCGACCGUUCCGGGAACAUCUCUCUCGACGAGUUUUCGAACGCCCUCGUGGCCUUCCGCUACCGCCUCAGCCCGGGCUUCGUCGAGCUGCUCUUCCGAACGUACGAUAAACGCGGCGAGGGCGUCAUGAGCUUCGACUUGUUCGUCCAGGCUUGCAUCUCCCUCAAGCGCAUGACGGACGUCUUCAAGAAGUAUGACGAUGACCGCGACGGCUACAUCACCCUCAGUUUCGAGGACUUUUUGAGCGAGAUUCUCAAACAGCUCAAGGAUCCCAUCAUCUAUCAGCUUCAGAUGAAGCAGGUAAUCGAGUCGGGUACCCAUCCUGCCAACCAUGCCAACCAGAAACAGGAGAGCUGGGAAUGGACGAGAGGACGGACUCCUACGCCCAUCUUCUUUGAUAUCCUCAGAUUUGCGACUCGUUACUCGGGAAGACGGAUACGCGUAGAUCUCUGUUGUGGCUGGAUAAAGUACCUUCCGUGGGAUGUGGUGAAGGUGGAAGACGUGAACGCUUUGGUCUCUGGACCGGUGUGGAUCAUCGGAGUUGUACCAUCCUCGGCUUUCCUGCUCGCUGCACACUGCACAUGCACACUGCACACUGCGAUUAGCUGUGGUGCUGUGCAAUUUGCAUUACGUUCCCCCGCAUCCCACCUCCCCUUUUCUCUGGCAUGCCGUACGGCCCCCUCUCCUCGCUCCUCGCUCCUCGCUCCUCCCUGGCGAUCGCGGACCGCGCCGCCCGUUUUUGGGUAUGAGCUAAUCAAAUCAGAAUGCGCCCAACGGACUCGGCGCGUUGCGGCCAAGCUCAUCGCAACGGCACCUUGUUUCCCACUCAUGCGUUUACCAAGUUUUCUUUUUGAUCGCCGGCUUACCUUUGGGUCUGGUGCUGCCGACUCUGUCCACGGAAUCUCGUCAUAUUCCUACUUGGUAGGUAUCCUGUGUCGACGACUCGACUGCCCGUUGCCUCGGUCGCAAACAUCAGAGUCGAGCCUCGAGAUCUCCCUCACCGAGGAGGGCGCUCUCCACUCACCCCUCGCCUUUUUGUGCUUUCCCUCUGGACCGUCUGAAACUGGCGUCCCCAUCCCCAUGUCGGAUGUCCAGAGAAGAAAACCACAAGAGUUCCACAAGUUAAUGAGUGAUCUGAACCAACACUACAACUUACGGCUCCAAGUUCUCGACCUCACCCUGUCCCCGCGCAAGAGGAAAGAGCGGAUCACACGGGCAGGAGAUGAGGAACAAAGGGUCGAUCUGAUUUACAAACACCUGCACUUCCUCUACUUCCAACAUCGGCAUGUCCUCGAUAGCGCCUUGGCCCACCGAUGGGUUCUCAAGCCUCGUGCCGACCGCGACACUUUACCCACUUCGACGGCGCCGUGCCCGCCCCAAGCCGUCUCGCGAGCCGAUUCGUAUGAGCUGCAGAAGACACUCCUCCACCUGCUCAGUGGAGCUCGGGCAUCCGUGCUGGCAAAGCCGCUUCCCGCCGAGUCUCCGCCGAACCCCUCUCGUCAUGGUCGUCCGAAGCCGGCGAAGAGAACUUCAGAUGACUUUCCCUUGAACCCCUUACCUAAACGAGCCAAGCCCCCCGACGAAGAUCAUCAUGAGCCAGACAUUCUCGACGGGCCUGUCCAGACAAAGGCGAUCUCGCACCUCUCCUUGGCCCGGCAUAGACUGUCUCCCACGCCCAUGCGACGAACCGUUUCCAUUUCCCGCAGCUCUGUCAACACAAGUAGAGCCACCUUUGUCUCCGACGUAUUUUCACAGCGGGAGAAUGAAGGGCCUAUCUCCGAUAGCCAGACGACGGUCGAGGCGGGUUCCCAGGAGCUGAAGCGUGCCCAUCAAUACACCGCCGCUCCCGGCUCGUAUGAUGCGUCCCCCGACUUUGAAGCUGAACUUUCCACCACGUUCGAGACGAGGGUCACUCGAGGUUUUGCAAAGAACAAUAACUCACCACGCGGAGAAUCCUUCCGGGAUGACGGUACAAGUGUCAAUGUUGAAGAGGCGGCCCCUUCAUCACCUGGGUCUGACCUGCUAGACGAACACCAGCCCCAUAUCUGGUCCGAGAAGCUGGCUGCCUUGGAAGAUCGUCUGAGGAACAUCUGGCCUCCGCUCCCGUCGUUCCUCAAUGGUGCGCCCUUGGUUGUGAGCUGGGAAGUCACCCGUAUCGCGCUGCAUUGCGGCGUUCGUCUUCAAGACCUGGACGACCUGGCCCUCGGGAGCUGUUGGACCGACCAAACACAGCUUCGGGGCGCUCUCCGGCGCCAUCACCUUUUCGCCGGCAAGACCUUCCCCGAGUCCUGCGCAUCGAACGCCUGGGAUGCCUGUCACUCGACGUUCCAGGCCGAAGGUAUGGGGGUCAGUCUUGUUCUAGAGCUGGCAUGGAAUGAAGCGAGCCAUGGGCCUCUUUUUACCGUUUCUCUUCAACCGCCCAAGCUCGAUCUCGCUCACAGACUCAGCCGCCGGUUCGGAUCUGAUCGCUUCCUAGAGAUCAUUAUCCCGUCCCCCAACGCCCGAGAAAGACCCAACUUCAUCAAGGACAUGGACGGCGCUUCGGACGCCAUCAUCAAGUGGCUCGCGACACAGAAACAUUUCGUAAUGGGGCGGCAGUGGGCUGCUUUUUUUACCAAAUACUUCAAGAAGACCGUCAAGGAUCGUCUCCAGAGAGAGACCAUGACCAGCAUGGAGCGCGUCCACUGCUUCGCUGAGGACGGCCACUCGUUCUACCCCAGCCCUUCCAUUCCCAGCAAAGCAGAAGCGACCCAAAUCCGCGACAGGGCGAGACUGAACCUUACCGACAUGCUGAACUGGGCCAUUUCGCUCCGAGACAAUAUGGGCCAGCCUGCUCUCAAACUGUUUUCGCGAUUGGCGUUAUGCCUCACUCGAACGCACCCGACUGUGGUUCUAGAGCCGAGCCAAAUUCGUCAUCAGCCAAAAGAUAUCCUGUCGCCUACGGGGAACGUCAUGAAUGACGGGAUCGCCGGAAUGUCGCCGGCUUUGGUGAGGAGGAUCCGAGAUCACCUGGGGCUUCAGGACACUCCGACCGGUUUCCAGGGGCGGUUUGGCAGCGCCAAGGGCUUCUGGAUACGCGAUGACCGAGACACCAGCGACGAUAUUUGGAUAGAGACAUUUCCGUCGCAGCGCAAAUGGGAGUGCGACUUCGUCGACGAGGACCACCGGACCUUCGAGGUCAAGUCGCCAGUGCGAGAGCUCAGACCUGCUGCCCUGAACAUGCAAUUCAUUCCUGUCCUCAUCAGCCGGGCCAAUGACGCCAGCGACAUGCAAAGGGCCAUCGCCAGGUGCCUGGAAAAGUCGCUCGAUGAAGAGCUGGAGCGGCAACGUUCGUCGAUGAAUGAUCCCCUCGAGUACCGUCAGUGGAUCCACGAGAACUGCUUCGGGGCGUAUCGAAACGAGCGCCUGAGACACGAGCAAGUCAGAUUUCUUGCCGGCUUACCAGAUAACGAGUCCGAGCGGAUUAACUUCCUGCUCGACGGGGGCUUUCACCCGAGAAAGUUGAAGUAUCUGCAGGACUUGUCGUGGAAUCUCGCGAAUCGCAUGGGAGAUGCUCUCAAGACGAAACUCAACAUCAAAAUCGGAAGAUCUGCUUACGCUUACAUGGUAGUCGACUUCCUUGGUGUGCUUGAGGAGGGAGAGGUGCAUUUAGGGUUCUCGUCCAAAUUCGAGGCGGACGACUUCUCCGACACCCUCCUGCACGGGAUGGACGUAUUGGUAGCCAGGGCGCCUGCGCACUUUCCUAGCGAUAUCCAGCGCGUCAAGGCGGUUUUCCGCCCCGAGCUCCGCGGGUUGAAAGACGUGAUCGUGUUCUCCACGAAAGGGGAUCGAUCCCUAGCCGACAAGCUCUCCGGAGGCGACUACGACGGCGACCAGGCUUGGGUCUGCUGGGACCCCACCAUUGUCAACAACUUCUGCAAUGCCGAUGUGCCCACCUGCCCGGAUCUUUUCGCGUCUGGGUAUCUUCGCAAGAAGAAUACAACGUUUCGUGAGCUGUUUACUCGGCGAAAAUUCAGCAUGAAGCGCGCCGUUUCCGACUUCAUGGAUGAAAGCUUCAAGUUCAACAUGGACGACCAACUCCUCGGCCAAUGUACCAACUAUAAAGAAAGGCUCUGCUAUCGGACGGGACGUAUCGACGACGACGCUGCUAUUCUGCUCAGUACCCUCGUGGACCACCUGGUCGACCAGGCCAAGCAGGGCAUUGUGUUCGGGUGGGACGACUGGGAUCGCCUGCGCCGCGGGAUAACCCGGGAUAAGUUUCUACCAGAGCCCGCUUAUAAAAAUCCUACAUCGGGCGCCUCUCCGACGACGCACGUCCUAGAUGAGUUGAUGUUCAAAGUGGCCAUCCCGAAAAUCGAGGCGUCGCUGACAAGCUUCCACGAAUCCCUGGGGAGCGAGGCGGUAGACUGGGACAAGGACCUUGCGGGUCCCUACGACGAAUUCGAGAAAAUCGCCCAGGCCUCGCGAGCGGAUAUCUUCAAGAAAGUCAAGGAGGACCUGAGAAGACAGCUGAACCACGUCCGGGCGGAGUGGAGGCAGAAAAUGGGACCCAGCAAUGGAGACGCUUUUCCGGAUAAAGUGCAGUCGGUGUAUAGCCAGUGGCGGGACAUCGAGCCAUCGCCAGAGGCGAAGAAAUCUAAGAGGAUACAGGCCAAGUGGGCUCUGCUCAAGGCGUCGACGACCUUCAAGCUCUUCUACUCGCCUCCUACGUUCGUGUGGAUGAUCGCCGGACGACAGCUCCAGUUCAUCAAGGGGAGUCGGGGCGGCGGUGUGACGGUCGUUCCACACUUAUACGGGAUGCUACGACCGGACCGGGGUCUAAUAGCCGGAGUCGUGGCCAAGCGAGAGGCGAGUGACGGGCGGAGCGUGGUGAUUGAAGACAUCGACUUCGACGAAGAGGGGAGGCAGUUGGAUGACGCCUGA